AUGGCACAGGCACAUGAGUGUAUCUGGCUUAAAGCUGUGAUGGAGCACAUGAAACACGGUACAAUUGCUCGUCUUGCUUUUAAAGUGGCUGAUUUGUAUGAUCUUGUCUCAGACACAAAGGCUAUUCCUGAAUACUGGAAGAUUUAUGCAGAUACAAAACAUAACUAUUUCAAGGCUGAAUCACAAUAUCAAAAAGCAAAUGAAGCUAUUUCUUCCGGACGUUACGGUGAAGAAAUUUCACGACUACAUCUCGCUCAAUCAAGCAAUAAUAUUGCCAGUCAACAUAUCACACAACAUCCUCAUUUUAUGAUUCAAAGCUUUGUGGAUCGAGUCACAGCAUUAAAACAUGCUAUUGAACGUGACCUCGUCCGAGCUGAAAAGGAUAAUGAUGUGAUUUAUAUGGAAACAGUGCCUGAGCCAAAUCAAUUGGCGCCUAUUUUGAGGUCUGACAUGGUAAAGCCUGUCUUACCUAGUUUUGUCUCUGAUCCAAGCUAUUGGCUAGUACUAGCAGACAGACCCAAUGAUAAGCUGUUUAUAAAGCGACCUUUGUUUGAAAAAUUACUUCCUUUUGCUGUACACCAAGCAGUUAGUAUCUAUGCUGAUAACAAGGAUUAUAUAAUCAAGACUGAAAUUAUAGGGAAAAACCAAGAACUCAAGGCUGAUCGCCAAAGACUACUGGAAGGCCUAGAGUUGCCUUAUUCUUUGGAUAAAAUUGACUCGUUGCCUAAGUCUCUUAUUGAUCAUGCUGAAGAAGUUCAAGAUGAAGGAGGAAUUCAAUCCGUUUUUGAUAUGCUCCAAAAGAUACAAACAAUGUCACAAAAAGCAUCUGAUCUUAUUAAUGAAGGAUUCAAUGCGCUUGAAGAAGAAAACGAGCAAGAUGCUGAGAUGAGUAGACAAUUUGGAAAAUUAUGGAGUCGUCCAAGCUCUGUUGCUUUAACUCAUCAUUUGCUUACUUUGGCUCAAAAGGCAGAUCGUAUUGUACAGGCCAAAGUCAAUACUUGGGGCAAGGCAAUCAGCAUGUUAUCAAAACCUGUAAAUGAAAUACAACAACAUUUGCCUAGUUUAUCAGAAAAUGACCCAAGCCAUCACGGUAUUGUACAACUAUUAUCACAGUUGAGAUCAAAAGUAGAAGACCUGGCUAAAGAGUCUGAGCAGCAAGUAAAUCUGGAGAAAAAUGCACUAAGUUUAAAAGAUGACAUAUCUCAAUCAUUGCUCAAGAAAAUGGAUGAAUUGACAAAGGGCUCGCCUCUUGUUAAACUAGAACCAGAGCAAUUUGCACAAAACCAUAUUCAGGCUCAUGUUCUCUCUCAAGCUGGUUUGUUGCAUUCCGUAUCUGAACUACAUGCUCGUCUUGUCUUAAUGACCAGUGAUAUUCCUCUUUUAAGCAAGCGAGAAAAAGCAAUUUGCAACUUGGAAUUGGCUUUCGCUAAAUUUAAAGAGAUAAGAAUUAAUCUAGUAGAAGGUAUCAAAUUUUAUUCUCAAUAUACGGACAUACUCACUCAAUUCCGAGAUGAUUGUGUUGAGUUUGCCUUAGCUAGGAAGCUGGAAGUAACUGAGUUGGCAAAGAGUGUAGCACCUUCUCGUCUUUUAUUGUUGAAAAAAUAA
Molecule: messenger RNA, 1605 nt
Organism: Gilbertella persicaria
Lineage: Eukaryota; Fungi; Mucoromycota; Mucoromycetes; Mucorales; Choanephoraceae
Product: ALIX V-shaped domain binding to HIV-domain-containing protein
Exons: 6
Coding region: 1-1605 (534 amino acids)
Cellular component (GO): endosome
Molecular function (GO): protein binding
Source: RefSeq, a predicted model, not a curated record